CUGAUUAAACAAUUUUAACUUUUCACUAUGGCGAAACUCUCCGUCGCUGUCCUUUUCCUCUUCUUCACCCUCUCAAUUGCUCGUACUCCAUUAACUCAGCCGGAAAAUGACGUCACGCACCUCAAACUUCCUUCGGAAAAUGACGUUAUCCUCCCUGAACUUCCUCAUACUCUACCGGAAUCGGAUGAUUCUGCGGUUAAUGUUAACAUCCCUAGUAAGUCCGAUCACGAAGAUACUCGUUCCGUCCAUUCAGUGCCGUUGACCUUAGUCAGAUUCCGGCCGAUCAACCGUCGAUUCAGGUUUCGUUCUAGUCUACCGUUCCGCCUAUGUCACCACCUGAAGCCGGGAUCACAGCGUCAGAUCCCUUUUGGUAAUGAUAUGAUACUGCCUUCUAAGAGAAACAUUGACUUCGAUAAGUUUGUCUAUCGUAUUGGAGUGCGUCAGAUUCCAUCGGAUCGGUUCAGUUUCCGCCGCCACCAGUACAAUGAUAAGAAGAUCUGGAAGUUUCUAUACGAUCGCGAGAAGUUUGGGGGAAUGAAAUUGAAGGAUCAAUUACCUCACCACCACCAUCACCAUGACGAUAACGAAGACAAUGAUCACGAACAGAGGAUGAUAUCGAAGUUGCAAAUCAAUCUCGAGAAUCAAGGUAAUUUUGAUGAAAUUAAAUCAAAAAAUGAAAAUCAAUUCCAUGCUCAUCAUGUUAAUGAUGUGGCUGACGAAAGAUCAAAGCUUUAUGCGAAGCACUAUGAAAUGAAAUUGAGGAAUCGUUUUCAUUAUAACAAUGGUGAAGAAGAAGAAAAAGCUAAGGAAGAGAAUAAGUGGCAUAAGAGGGAAAAGAAGAAAGGUGGAUUCAUGAGAGGUAUUCGUAAGUUCUUGCAUCAGUACUUCGAUUGAAGCAUCUUUGCUCUGAUAUGCUUCAUAUUUGCCUUUUGUGUUGUUGUGUAAAAGAACUAUAGAAGUAUCUAUUCGUCUUUGUUUUGAUGUUGCUGUAAAAUAUUUGCAUCCAUGUGAGAUGUAAUAGAAAUAUAAUAGUAGUAAUUUAUUA
This is a messenger RNA of Solanum dulcamara, 1045 nucleotides long. RefSeq lists its product as uncharacterized. Bases 28 to 894 code for a protein of 288 amino acids. Lineage: Eukaryota; Viridiplantae; Streptophyta; Magnoliopsida; Solanales; Solanaceae. The record is from RefSeq and is a predicted model, not a curated record. The transcript has a single exon.